AUGAAUUAGCUGCUGGAAAGUAAGUAAUUAGUGUUAUUAUAGGUUUGAUUUUGUAAUUCAUAAGAGAUGGAGAUGAAAAGCAGAGUGAACAAAUAAGUCGUUAAGUAAUGUAAAAGCAUCCUGUUAUAUACUUGUGUAAAUGUUCUGAGAUUUUGGAUGAAGUACUUAUUAAAUGUAUUUUAGAUGGCUGAAAUUAAUAGCGAAUAUAUUAGAAUACUUCGAUUAACUCUUUAAGUUGCUGGGUUAUUAAUUCGAACAGAAGAAGCCAAAUUAGCAGUCAUAUAAUGUACUUAAGUGUUAAAACGAAUUAUAAAUCGAAUUCUGAGUCAACCUUAAAUUUCAGAGGAGUUGAAUUAAUUGCUCACUGAUAUCCAUAUUAAAUUAAUGGAUGUUUUUGAUGAAUUGAUUAUCAAUCAUAUUUCUGAUUUUUUUGAAUCAGGACGUGUUCCUGAAAUAGUUAUUUUGAAGAUCAUUUAGUAGAUUUUCGAAUCAUAAAGUAAAGUUUUAAAUAAAUUUGUUUAGGUAAAGAAUACUUUAGAUAAUUUUCAUACGAAAUAUUAUAAAAGAUUUUGUCAUCUCUCUCUCUUGUGAAGACUGAUCAAUGUAGAUUAGAUUAUUGUUAAUUAUUAUAAUCCAUUUAUAAAACACUUAAUCAUUUUGAAGAGAAUUAAGUCUAAAUUAAUCAAGAAUAGGUUUAAAAUGUGAGUUGGCUUAUUUUUGACUAAAUCAUCAAAGAUUGGAUGUAAACAACCACUUAAGUUUAAGUGUUGUCUUUGGUUGGAUUUAUGAGUUAAUUUAUAUCUAGAGAGAGAUUAGAGCGAAGUUUAGAAAGAUUGACUUCAGUUUAUUUGAGUGUUUUGAAACAAAAAAGCAAUUAAUUAAGACCAUUAUUUGAAGGUUUUAAUAAAUUUUUGGAAAGAUUAUAUCAUUUAGAUAGAAUUGGAUAUGAGGGAAUUAUAAAAUCAAUUAUGGUGUCAUUAUAUGAAUUUUAUAAGAAUCCAAUCUUCUCUCCUAAUUAUCCAUUUGAUCCAAAUGCCUUAAAGUAUAAAAAUGAUUUAUUAACUCUUUUACAGACAGUAUCAAAGUUCAAUAUAGAUAAUUGUUUAGAUUUAUUUAUUGGUAGAAUUAAUGUAAUUAAAUAUAUGUAUUUUUUAGAGUAAGGAUUCCAUAGAGAGAGUAUCAUGUCUAUGGAUUUGCAAUUUCAUUUUGUCCAGAAAUUUCAAGUAGAUUUCUGAACCAUACAAAAGAUAAUUAGUUUUAUAAUUAUUAAAUUUAUAAUUUGAAUAAGAUUGUGAAGUAAGAUAUGCUAUUUGUGAAAUUAUUUUACAAAUAUACUACAAACUUAAAGAUGAAGAAUUACCAAUUAAUUAAACUUAUUUGGAUGUUAAAGCCUUACUCUUUUAUUUAUUUAAUUAAGUAUCAAUACAUGAUAAAGAAUUGGAAGAAUAUGGAAAAUAAAGGGCAGCUCCAUUUGAAACUACUUUAGAAGUAAGAUUCAAAUUUAUAUUUUGAAAGCUAUUGAAGAGUAGAGCAUAAAAGAUAUUGACAACACUUUCCUAAGAUAAUUAUUUUUAUGAUUUAUUAUGGCCAAUGGGAUUGGAAAUUAUUAAUAAUUAAAAGUUUUCACCAGGAUUAUCUCAUAUAUUUAAAUGUUAUACAUAGAUCUUAUAAAAAUUAAAUAUUAUAACAAAUAAUUCACCUGUUGGUUAACAUGUUAUAGUUGUGAGAAUGUUACUACUAAUUUAGAUUCCAUAUUUCUUUCCUAAUUUAGGAUUUGAAGCUGUUAGCUUUUUACCACAUUUAAUAAAGACAUUUGAUUUAAAGGUUCCAAGUAGUUUCCAUUAAAAUGUAGAAACUUUAAAAUAAUAUUUGAUAAAUAAAAAACAUUUAGAUGAAUUUUAUGAAGAGAAGGUAUAAUAAAUUUGGAAAGUUUGUUUAUCAUUAUUUAUAUAAAAUAAAGAACUCUCUUAAAUAGAAGAAGAUUUCUAGGUUUAAUUAAGCAUGUAUUUAAAUUCACAAGCUUUAAGAUUACCAAUAAUGAAAAUGUAAGCUACUUUAAUGAGUUUUCUCACUAAUUAAGAAACAAUUAAAUAUAAUUUAGAUAAAUUAUUUAGUAUUUGUCAUUAAGAAUAUACAAAUCAAGCUUUAAAUCUUAAUGUUCCAAUUUAAGAGCCAGAUUUUAAUCUUCGAUUGUGUGUAGCUGAAUGUUUUGGUUAUAUAGGAGAAAGACACACUUAAUUAGUUUUAGAUAAAGUUAAGUCAAUUUUAAAUUGUGAAGUAAUUCAAAAGAAGAAUACAGGUUCUUUUAAAGAAAGUGUUUUAUCAAUAUUUUAAAAAAGUGGCAGUGAUGAAUAUUUGGCUUCAUUCAGAGCUACAUUACUUAUAGCUUAUGGUUGUUUAGCAAAGUAGGUUUCUUUAGAAAUAUUGGAAAAGAAUAUCUUACCAAAUGUUAUGCCAUUUAUUGGACAUGAAUAAUUGUUUAACUCUCUUUAGAUAUCUUUAGAAUCUAUAAGUAAAGCUAUUGAGAGAUCAAUUGAAAACACUGAUGAAGCAGCUGCAUCAUCAUUUUUAUUAAGUUAUUAGAAAUAUAGAGAUUAAGUAUUGAAUCAUUGUUAAAAAAAUAUCAAUCGAGGAAAUAUAUUCAGAAAUCUUAAUACAAUUAAUUUAUAAUAUCGUUUGGCACCUAUAGAGUAUAAUAAGGUUAAAUAAUUAUUGAGUUAACAUUUGGAUUAGAAAUAUGAUUUAUCAAUUGAAUAAGUAAAUAUUACUUUUUAAAAUUGUUUUUUGUUAUUUUUGGGAACAAUUAAAUUAGAAGAAGAUUCUUAAACUAUUUCAGUUUGGCAAUCUUUAUUAUAUUUAAUAAAAUCAAUAAAGGAUAAUGAUUAAUUAAUAGAAAUAUUAUAGAAAAGUAUAUAAAGAGUAAAAUUAAAAAUGGAAUAAAAUCAUAAAAAUUAUUUUAAGGUUAUUUUAACUUUACUUUCUAUAUUAUAUCGUAAUACAAAUGCAAAAAGAUCAGUUGUUUUAAUAUUAGAAAAAGUAAUGUUAUCUUUGGGAGUAUAUUUAGAUAUAUAUUAAAAAACUGAUGAAGAAUUUAACUCUUAAUUAAUAAAAUCAUUAAGAGAGAAAUUACAUCAUAAUGAAUUAACAAUCUUAAUGUAAGAAUUAUAGAAUCUAAUUAAUGAACCAAUAGUUGAAUCAUUACAUGGAUUUGUAUCUCUUAUUCAAUGCAUUUAUCAAAGUGAUUAUGCAGAUUUAAAUAAAGUUUUAUUUCUAUUAUAAUCUAUUAGUUAAUAAGGAACAGGAUCAUCCUCUGAAGAACUUAUGUAAUAUUAUAUAAAUAAAUAUAUAUAGAAAUUCUAAUCUCAUUAAAGCUAUGGAAUUAUUGGCUCAAAAUAAUUUGAGUGAUUCUUUAAAAAUUCUUUUAGAUAAUUAAUCAGAAUUUCCAAUGGGAAUGUUUCCAAAACUAUUUCUUAAUUGUGUAAGUUAGAAAAAAACAUUUAUGGUAUAAAGCUUUAAGUUUUUAACAGAUGUCUUAAAUAAUCCAGAAGGAAGUAAUCUAUUUUUUAUAAUUAUUUUUAGUUAUUACUGGAGAUAUUGGAAAUUAUUUAGUUAAUGCAUCAUUAUUUAUUGGAUAAUUAUUCAUUGACGAAAAUAAAAUUUUAUCAGAAAUGCUACCAAAAUCAAUGGCUAGCAUUUUAGGAACUUUUUUGCUUAGAUUUAUGACUUGUCAUGAUCCUAAGUUAUCAGGAUCAUCUUAAUCUGUAUAAACUGCUAUUUGGGCAUUUCAAAAUUUAUUGACUAUUUGUAAUAUUGAAGGAAUAUCAUAACAUGUUUUUAAGAAGUUGUUAAUAGAAGAGGAAGUAGAGGAUGGAGUUCAAGAGAUUGUUAUGAUUUAUUGUAAAGGGGCUUCAUUUCAAGAUUAAUAGAAACUCUUUAACUUUAUUGAAGGAUUUACUAAAAAGGAAUAAGCAUCAUAUAGAUUAGGAGCAAUAGUUGUUAUUAAUUAAUUUAUUAGAAGUUAUAAGAAAGAAUAUGCUUAAUAGAAUGUUUAUGAGAAUCUAUUGAAAACACUUUUAGAAUCAGCUGAGGAUGAUAGUGAUAAUGUAAGAGCUUAAGUAGCAUUUGGAUUGGGAGGAUUAUCAUAUUAUUUAAAAGCUGAUGAGACAAUUGAAAAAGAUUUAUUAUAAGAGAUUAUUGAAUGUCUUAUAAAUUUAUUAGAUGAUUAAUAAGAAAUUUGUGUUAGAAGUGCUAUGAUAAGUUUAUAGAAUUUAAUUGAUUCUACAACUGAUUUUGUAGUAUAUAUUCCUUAAUUGAUAUUUACAACAACAUCAAAUUUUGAGAAAACUAUGACUAAAAUUAGAAUUUCAGCAUUUUCCCUAUUCUCAAAAUUAUGUAAUACUUGUUUUGUAGAGGAAAUAAUGAAUGAAUAAAUAAUGUCUUAUUUAAGAUAGGCAUUAGUAUCUGUGAUGCUUCAUUUAUUAGAUGAGAGUGUUUAAGUUAGAUAAGUGUGCAAGUUAGCUUUGGAACCAAUAGGAAAUUUACUUAAAACACCAAUAUUAAAGUAUAAAAUUAUAUAUAUUAAAGAUAAUUGUCCAAUAAUGAAAUGGAGAGUGAUCUUGAAAUGAGUCAUUUGGAAGAAAAUGAAAAAAUAAUUAUGAUAAUGAGUAUAAAUUUAGAAUAAGAACAUUUGAAUGUAUUAUUAAUAAAUUAUUUUAAUUAUUAGAUCUACAUUAAAACAUUGAUUGAGUUUUGCAAAAGUCCAGAACAUAAUAUCAAAGGAGCUGCCUUAUUUAGUUUGAUUAUAUUAUUGGCCUUUAGAGAAGUAGGAGAUUAUAGACCAUAAAUUGAAUAAUUAUGCAAAGAUAACAGUAAAGCAAAGUUAAUCACAAAAUAAUUAGUGAUGAAGGCAGCGUACUAUUUAUGA
Molecule: messenger RNA, 4924 nt
Organism: Paramecium primaurelia
Lineage: Eukaryota; Ciliophora; Oligohymenophorea; Peniculida; Parameciidae
Source: the annotation of a GenBank genome assembly